AUGCCGGUUUCAAAGAUGUAUCUUCCUGGCUUCUUCAAAUCGGGACCAAAUCAACACAAUGAAAUUUUACGUAACGGUACGAUCAACAACGGCAAAAGCAGCGGAAUCUUCAUGAGGAGAAGAAACGAUAUGAACUGUGCGGUUGCGCAACGACGGAGAAACGGAGGAGAAGCAAAGAGAGAGAAAGUUGUGUAA
Arabidopsis thaliana (thale cress) is the source of this 195-nucleotide messenger RNA. RefSeq lists its product as uncharacterized. The coding region runs from base 1 to 195 and encodes 64 amino acids. The transcript has a single exon. NCBI's taxonomy places the organism in Eukaryota, Viridiplantae, Streptophyta, Magnoliopsida, Brassicales, Brassicaceae. The record is from RefSeq and is marked reviewed.